AUGUCUCUCUUCCAACACUUCAUCACCGACGCUCAUCCACACCUGCCCAUUGGUAAUGAUGAUGUCUAUAGGCGAGCGCUUCCGGCGAUUACAUAUAAACAUGAAUAUGUGAUGCACGCCAUCCUUGCUCUUUCUUCCUCGCAUCUAGCACUUCUAACCGGAUCCGCCCUCUCUGUCGAGGCCUUGCAACAUCGCCAACGGGCGCUCCAAGGACUAAAUCAAGCAAUGUCCCAAGCGCCAGCCGAGGCCAGCGAUGCUGACGCGAUGUUGGCAGCUUGCUAUAUAUUGACCUUUCAGUCCUCGUACAUGCUUGACGGCCUUUCUGAUUAUAUCAUGAUGCUCCGAGGUUGCGGCUUAGUGACCGGAUUGAUGCUACAACGGAACAUGCUUGGAUCUUUCUCGAUCGACGCAUAUUCGCAUAUAAAACACAUGGAAGCACAAUUUGGCCGGUUCCCUACAAUCGAUAGUCGGAUUGCCUCGGACGGUAUUCGCUCACUGAGUCUUGUGAAACCUCUGUUACAGCAUCCAGUCGAAGAAAUCUUCUACCAGCUUUUAUUUGACGUCCUCGUUUCUCUCGAACAGGCGGCCUCCUGCGCGGCUUAUGUCCGUUUCACCAGCAUCAUCAACGAGUUUAUCACUUUGCCUCAAUCCGAGAUCCACUAUCUCCUCGAUCCCGAGAAUCAGAUUUCGCAGGUGUUGAUGGCUCAUUUUCUCGUCACACUGGCCAUCCUUUCCCCGAUAACGUCCUUUGAAGCAACCAGUCGACUUUGCAAUGUUCCAAUGGCGGGAAUGUUGUCCUGGGUUGCAAAUAUCUGUGUGCGGAUGUCUGGCAAAAAGGCCGAAGGAUACCUUACGUGGCCGAAGAGUGUGGUGGAAACAAUCCGUGCUAACACCAGCCGAACGGGUGUGUUGGUUGAUGACGUUCUGCCGACUGACCCGACAUUCUGGUCAGCUAGAUGGGCGCCACCGCCCCUGCGCCUUAUGGAGGCCGACUGCGAAGUGCCUGUGAUCGAUGCCGACAGCGGAAGACAGUUGCAAGACACCAGAGCUGAAGUUCGCCGAUUGGAAGAGGCCUUGAGAGCGGAGAGGGGUUCCCGUCAGAGUUCCAGUCCCAGUCUCCCUCAACCUUCCGGGCUCGUCAAUGAUCUCUUCGAUUCUCGUGGCUUCGACGUCACGUUGAAAGCUUUUCGGUGGCAUCUUGCCUACUGCACUCCUGGGUUUGCUGCCUCCAUACAAUCAGAUCCCGCCUUCGACCUCGAGGAGCUGCUCGACCGGGUGGCGGAUUCAUUCGACCUGCAGUUCCGCACAAAACCMGCCCGAGUAGUCUUGCCAAAAUGGCCUCCGCGCCGCCUGAUCGUGGCGUCGUUGGAGUACUUUUCGAGCAAUGGAUUGUAUUCAAUCCAUCCAAUAGUUGACAUUGAUGCACUGACCUGUCUACUUGACGCUUCCGACUUCGAUGAUUCCGGGAUUGGGACAAAUAUUGCCGAUCGUGCCUGUUAUGCGGCCUUGACCGCAAUGAUUACCAGGAUUCGUCGACAAGAGCCAGUAUUCGCUGAUGCAGAUCCUGAUGCUUAUGUGCAAGCAGUGCUUUCCGUGUUACCGCAGUUGAUGAUGGAACAUACUAACAUCCGAGCUCUGGAAGCUUUGAUUACCCUCGCACUCUAUAUCGCCCCUUUGGGUCAACCGCAGACAGCAGAAAUACUACUCGCUAUGGCCGUCCGGAUCCUCUUCAAUUUGGGGGCACACAAAGCUAGAGUGACUUAUGAAGAUACCGCCCAGAAGCAUCAGCAUCAGCAUUUGCGGGCUUUGUUCUGGACCUUUUACGCCGUGGACAAAGAAAUGUCGCUUCGAAAAUGUCAACCUCCGAUGAUCAAUGACGCUGACUGCGACUUGACUCUACCCGAUAAAUAUGUUGCACAAUCGUCCGAGCACCAGUUUUUCACGUCCGAGUUGUCACCCAAGGAACUUCUCUACCCCUCAGACCUUCGUCUGGCUAUGCUCAAAUCAAAGGUUUAUCAUUUGCUCUAUUCCGAGCAAAGCCUGAGCCACUCAAGAGCGAGACGACUUCAGCUCAUCCGCGAACUGGACCAGGAGUUGAAUGACCUGAAAUCCCAUUUCCCCGACGCUUGUAAACCCGAUGCCGUUGUGAGCGGAAACGUGCCAGAUUACCUCAUCCAUGAUCUCAGUUUACGGGGAGUGAAUGUGCAUCUCGAGUACUACCAUUGUCUUUCGAAGAUUCACGGUGCGAGCGCCAUCGGUACCCCGAUUCUGCAGAGUCUGUCUCCUCCAUCUACAAGUAUGGAGUUAUGCUAUCAGGCGGCACGAUCCACUUUGAUAUAUCUGCGUCGAAUUCGCCCUUUGAUCUUCCCUGAAACAUUCUGGAUAUACGCGCAAAUCCUUCUGACGUCGAGUAUUUCACUCUACAUGCGCAUACUUUCAGCUCCCAACCAGUGUGGAGUCAGUGAUGAUAUGCAGCUCCUAGAGAGCACAAUCGAUGUAUUUCACCAGCUGAAUUGUGUCGAACCAAGCCAGCGUUUUCCGCCCUUCGUUAUCAUUGAAGCUUUCAUCCAAAGAUUGACAUUGCUGGCCGAGCAAUCUCUGUCGAAUGCUGCAGACUAA
This is a messenger RNA of Aspergillus pseudoviridinutans, 2619 nucleotides long. RefSeq names its product fungal specific transcription factor domain-containing protein. Lineage: Eukaryota; Fungi; Ascomycota; Eurotiomycetes; Eurotiales; Aspergillaceae. Gene Ontology annotation, biological process: DNA-templated transcription. The transcript is spliced from 6 exons. Bases 1 to 2619 code for a protein of 872 amino acids. The record is from RefSeq and is a predicted model, not a curated record. Gene Ontology annotation, molecular function: zinc ion binding; DNA binding.